Molecule: messenger RNA, 1857 nt
Organism: Calidris pugnax (ruff)
Lineage: Eukaryota; Metazoa; Chordata; Aves; Charadriiformes; Scolopacidae
Gene: RFX8
Product: RFX family member 8, lacking RFX DNA binding domain
Exons: 16
Coding region: 1-1608 (535 amino acids)
Biological process (GO): regulation of transcription by RNA polymerase II
Molecular function (GO): RNA polymerase II cis-regulatory region sequence-specific DNA binding; DNA-binding transcription factor activity, RNA polymerase II-specific
Source: RefSeq, a predicted model, not a curated record
AUGGCCGACGGCAGCCCCACCUCCGUCCUGCAUCUCUCCAUCAUCCGCUGGAUAGCUGAUAAUUUCUAUUUGUGUGAAGGAUGCACCGUACCCCGUUGGCUACUAUAUGAAUUGUAUAUGGAAGGCUGCGGUCCAAAUUCCAAGUAUCAAGUAAACUCAGCCACCUUUGGAAAGCUUAUUCGAUUAGUUUUCCCAGGUCUUGGGACAAGAAGGCUGGGCACAAGAGGGAGUACCAGGUAUCAUUAUGAUGGAAUAGCUAUCAAGAAAAACUCUUCCUUUUAUGCACGUUAUUGCUGUCUUCUGUCUGAAAAGAAUUAUCUCAGGGACCGCUCUCCAGGGGAAGGGAGCAGCUCUGCCUGGCGGCCAAGCACCUCUGCGGGCACCAGUGGAAACGCCUGCAGUUAUGGAGAUGCAGCUGGUUACAAGAGCCAUAGCCCCCAAAAAAGAACAGAUUUACACUGUUCUCCAUCUGUCAUUUAUCUGAAGACUCAACAAGAGAGAUUUCUGUACCCUUGGCCUGAAUUCAGCAGAUUCUAUCCUUGGGAGCAAGAGUUAGCGAAGAAAUAUUCCUAUGAAAUGGUUGGACUGCUUGCCAAUGAGUACUACGGCUAUUGUCAAGAUAUUUUACAUAUGGUGAGAAAGAAAGAGCUUAACAAGGUGGAAGCCUGUAUCAUGUCAUUCUGGAGGUCUCUGCAGCCUGAAAGAAUAGCACUGAUGUCCAUGCCAGAUGUGUGCCAGAUGUUCAAAAGCUAUGAUAGGCAGCUAUUCAAGGUAAUGGAGAACAUCCUGUUUCAUGAUUUCCUAGAGGAGGUACCUGUGGAACACAUGCAGUCAAUCAGAUUGUUCAGUAAAAAUGUUGAACUUUGGCUGCUUAAUGCUUUGAAAGGGUUUCCAUUACCGCUCCAAGCAUCCAAAUCUAAAGAAGUUACAGUGUUUAUAAAAAGACUCAGGAGAAAGACAGACCUUUCUAACAUGGCCAAGACAAUGAGAACAGUCUUGAACAGCAACAGCAAAGUCACUGUUCUGCGAUCAGACUUGCACGCUGUCAUCAACCAGGGAUUCCUGGAUGUGCCUGGAAACCUCUUUCAAAUGAAGUUUAGGAAUCCGGAGGAGCUGCAGAACGACAUAGAACUCAAAUGUUUGAAUGACUUAAUGUCUUUGCUGACACCUUCCACAGAUAUUCGGGUUCUCCUGAACUGUGUGUCUUCAAAUCUUCAGGCUUUUGUCAUUGAGCCAAGCAGGAGUAAAGAGGAGUUGAGAAAAGUGGCAUCAGAUUUCCAGUUGAGAUGGAGCUUCCUACUGACUGCAAUAAGCAAGGCUUUGACCCUCAACUAUGCAGACAGUUUUGGAUCCUGGCAUUUGUUUAAUUUGCUACUCAUGGAUUUUGUGGCUCACAUUUUCCUGUCCUAUAUAGAGGAGGAGGGAGAUGAAAGUUUCCUGGUCACAAAGCAAAACGAGCCCCGUGUUGUGUGGGUUUAUGAGCCCAGUCAUCUCUGGGGCUAUUUUGCAGAGGAGCAACCUCAAGUCAACGCUCCACAGACAGCUCUCAUAACUUUGAUGCAGAGCCAGAAUAACUUUGGAUUAAGCAACGUUUUUGCAGAGUUCUGAGUUUUUCGGUGGACACAGCCACAGGCAGCAAGCUCAUUUGGGUCAUUUUGGAAGAGAGAAUUCUAAGUUAGAUUUUCCAGUCGAAAGAGAAGCACUUCUUACUCAAAAGGAUGGACAGACAUGCUUUAUUUUUGCCUCUGAGGAACAGCAAAUCUUCAGAGAAAACCAACCUGACCUGAAAAUUCUUUAUGCUGGACCAUUCUUACUUUUUGAAACAACUUUAAGAAAUACUGUUUUCAUUCUCUUAAA